Messenger RNA from Xyrauchen texanus (razorback sucker), 984 nucleotides. Its product is annotated as free fatty acid receptor 2-like. The transcript has a single exon. Gene Ontology annotation, cellular component: plasma membrane. NCBI's taxonomy places the organism in Eukaryota, Metazoa, Chordata, Actinopteri, Cypriniformes, Catostomidae. The record is from RefSeq and is a predicted model, not a curated record. Gene Ontology annotation, biological process: cellular response to fatty acid; G protein-coupled receptor signaling pathway. Gene Ontology annotation, molecular function: G protein-coupled receptor activity. Bases 1 to 984 code for a protein of 327 amino acids.
AUGGUGUGGACAGUGAGCCACAGAUACCUGGUGUUAUCUGUGUAUGGAUUAACAUUGGUCACAGGCCUUCCUACCAACAUCCUGGCUUUCUACACCUUUUGCCAGAAGAUUCGCCAGAGGUCAACCCCCAUAGAUGUCCUGCUACUCAGCUUAAAUAUUUCUGACCUGAUCUUCCUCUUUGUCCUCCCAUUCCGUAUGGUAGAGGCGGCCAAUAUGAAAUGGACACUGCCAUACUUUCUCUGCCCACUAUAUGGUUUCAUCUUCUACACUACUAUCCACAACAGCACCUUACACCUGAUGGCCAUCAGCGUGGACCGUUACCUGGGCGUAGCCUUUCCUAUAAGAUACAAGCUAAAUCGUAAUCCCCAAAAGGCAGUUAUAGCCAGUAUUGGAUUCUGGGUGGUAUCCAUGGCGCACUGCAGUAUCAUCUAUUUCAUGCAAUAUCACCAACAUUUAAACCCCAACUUCACAGAUCCAUCCAAGCGGAACUCUUGUUAUGAAGAAUUCAGCCCCGAACAGCUCAAAAUCCUCCUGCCGUUCCGUCUGGAGCUCUUCGUUGUGCUCUUCUGCAUGCCUUUCCUCAUCUGCUGCUUCUGCUACAUUAAGUGCAUCCAAAUUCUCUUCAAUCUACCCAACAUCAGCUCUAAGAAACGGAUAAGGGCCAUCGGGGUGGCAUUGGCCACUCUUCUGGUCUUCAUUAUCUGUUUCAUGCCCUUCAGCAUAUCGCAUGUGGUGGGAUAUGCAGGCAACUACAGCCCUGAGUGGCGAGUGGAUGCUCUACUUAUCAGUACAUUUAAUGCCUCUCUCGACCCGUUCAUAUUCUACUUCUCUUCCUCAGCACUCAGAGAGAUUUUAAAGAAUGUCUUGCAGAAGCUGGUCAAGCGGCUAAUCCUGCCCUGCUGUAGCUUGGCUUUCUACUGCCCCCUAUUGAAUCGUGGGAAAACAGAGGAGAGAACGCAGAGCUCUAACGAAAGCUUCCGCUAA